Carlito syrichta (Philippine tarsier) is the source of this 2065-nucleotide messenger RNA. RefSeq names its product solute carrier family 2 member 2 (gene SLC2A2). The transcript has 11 exons. The record is from RefSeq and is a predicted model, not a curated record. Gene Ontology annotation, cellular component: brush border; membrane. Gene Ontology annotation, biological process: D-glucose transmembrane transport. The coding region runs from base 18 to 1646 and encodes 542 amino acids. Lineage: Eukaryota; Metazoa; Chordata; Mammalia; Primates; Tarsiidae.
AGGCAGGGGCUGGUCAGAUGCAUGUGCCACACUCCGUGCACAGCCUGGAAUUGAGAGGUGAACUCCCAAGCCACAGGAUGACAGAAGAUAAGGUCACUGGGACCUUGAUUUUCACAGUCUUUACUGCUGUGCUGGGUUCCUUCCAGUUUGGAUAUGACAUUGGUGUGAUCAAUGCUCCUCAACAGAUAAUAAUAUCCCAUUACAGACAGGUUUUGGGUGUUCCACUGGAUGACCGAAAGGCUGUCGGCAGCUAUGCUCUCAACAGCACAAAUGAACUGCCCACAAUCCCAAUGCACCCAACACCAACCCCUUUGGCUGAGGAAUUAACUAUGGCAUCUGCUAACCUAAUCACCAUGCUCUGGUCCCUGUCUGUGUCCAGUUUUGCAAUUGGUGGAAUGAUUGCAUCAUUCUUUGGUGGGUUGCUUGGGGAUAUGUUUGGAAGAACAAAAGCCAUGUUGUUGGCAAACAGUCUCUCAUUAAUUGGAGCUCUCUUGAUGGGCUUUUCAAAAAUGGGACCAUCUCAUAUACUUAUAAUUGCAGGAAGAGGUAUAUCAGGACUCUACUGCGGGCUAAUUUCAGGCCUGGUUCCAAUGUACAUUGGUGAAAUUGCUCCAACCUCUCUCAGGGGUGCUCUUGGCACUCUUCACCAGCUGGCCCUUGUCACAGGCAUUCUGAUUAGUCAGAUUGUUGGCCUUGACUUUAUCCUGGGCAGUUAUGAUCUGUGGCAUAUCCUGCUUGGUCUGUCUGCUGUGCCAGCCACCCUCCAAUCUCUGCUACUCGUCUUCUGUCCAGAAAGUCCCAGAUACCUUUACAUCAAGUUAGAUGAGGAAGUCAAAGCAAAGAAAAGCUUGAAAAGACUCAGAGGAUAUGAUGAUGUCACCAAAGACAUUAAUGAAAUGAGAAAAGAAAGGGAAGAAGCAUCGAGUGAGCAGAAAGUCUCCAUAAUUCAGCUCUUCACUAAUUCCAACUACCGGCAGCCUAUUCUAGUGGCCCUGAUGCUGCACAUGGCUCAGCAGUUUUCUGGGAUCAACGGGAUCUUUUACUACUCAACCAGCAUUUUUCAGACAGCCGGUAUCAGCCAACCUGUUUAUGCAACUAUUGGAGUUGGUGUUAUCAAUACGGUUUUCACUGCUGUCUCUGUGUUCCUUGUGGAGAAGGCAGGGCGGCGCUCCCUGUUUCUGAUUGGAAUGAGCGGGAUGUUUGUCUGCGCCAUCUUCAUGUCAGUUGGACUCGUGCUGCUGGAUAAGUUUGCUUGGAUGAGCUACGUGAGCAUGAUAGCCAUCUUCCUCUUUGUCAGUUUCUUUGAAAUUGGGCCAGGGCCAAUCCCCUGGUUCAUGGUGGCUGAGUUUUUCAGCCAAGGACCACGUCCUGCUGCCUUGGCAAUUGCUGCAUUCAGCAACUGGACCUGCAAUUUCAUUAUAGCUCUGUGUUUCCAGUACAUUGCAGACUUCUGCGGACCGUAUGUGUUUUUCCUCUUUGCUGGAGUGGUCCUGGCCUUUACCCUGUUUACAUUUUUCAAAGUUCCAGAAACCAAAGGAAAGUCUUUUGAGGAAAUUGCUGCAGAAUUCAAAAAGAAGAGUGGCUCAGCACAAGGGUCCAAAGCUGCUGUAGAAAUGAAAUUCCUUGGAGCAACAGAGGCUGUGUGAAGAUAGCAAGCUUUUUGGCAUAAACAGAGGCAAUCAGGGAAUUGUGACCUUGUGCUUUUAAAUAACGAUUCCUUGAGAAUUUUACAUCCACAUCUUGAAGUAUUAUCUGAUUUUUUAAAGAGCUUUUAUGGGCUCUGAUAAGAAUUGUCAUCAAACAUCACCAAAGAAAGUAUUUUUUAAAGCUGGAGAAUAUAUUUUCUCUCACUUUAAAACUGAAUAUUAAUCACAGCCUUACUGUCAUUAAGUAAAGCAAAAUGGCCCGCUCCUUUUGUGACACUAAAGGGCAAGUGCCUUACAAUAUUCCUGGCUCUGUUUUCUAUAGCAUUUCUCCCGAAAUUGAAGAGGUUUCAAUAUCCUGUACUGUUGCUUUUUUAAAUACACGACUAGAAACCUGAAGAUACAACUGAUAUUUACAUAUU